ACGGCGGCGGUAUAAGUGCCGGCCACCAAACAUUUCCAAACGCACUCGCGUACCAAACACUUCGUCUAGUCGCUUCGGUGCUCCUCUUCGCGCUAUCUCUUUUCUUUUUUUUUCUCUCUCUCUCUAUCAAUCUAUCUGUCUCUCUCUCUGUCUCUGCCUGUCUCUACUACAUCAUCUCUGUCUGUCUAUCUGUCUGUCUUCCUGUCCACGUUUAUAAGUUUUAAUUUUUUUCCCCCUAAUUCUACAAUUUUUUUUUUUUUACUUAUCCUUCUCCUUCGAUCCGCCGGACCACCGCGAUUUGUCCGUAUUUUACACAUCGAGACAUAAAAGUGCGAUCAGACAUUAUUAUUUUCCGCGUAUGAAAAUACACCGUGAAAUUUAAAAAAAAAAAAUCGUACGAGUUUAAAACCCGUUCCGCGGUGCAAAUAAUAUAAUAUAUACUAUCGUUAUAUCGACUGUAAAUUCAAAAAUACCGUAUCCGUUUCCGCGACUGAGUACACCGCCGACUGGAAGGAUCUCGGAUGACGGUUGGCCAUGCCCCGGUGCCUGAUGCCCAAGAAGUGGAAGACUGCCGUGGCCAACGAGUGUUCGUGGGACUACGACAGCAGGCGGCCGUCGUCGCCGCCUCAGCCGCAGCAGCAGACGAAAUCCAGUGGUCCACAGUGGGAACCACCGGUGACGGUGCUCUUGCACCACCAUCAGCACCACCACCAUCAGCAGCAUCACGCGUGGGGACCGUCUAGCCCGCCGGCAGGAGCCACCGCGCCGAGCCCGCCACCGUGUUGCACCGGCACAGCUUUUCACUAUCUCACAGAGUAUGCGGGAACCGUUAAAAGCGAGUACCCAACGGCCGCCGACGCGCAGGCGCCGCAGUCGGUGGUCGCCGCCAUGCCGUCCGCGCGCGAACACCAUCAUCAGCAACAGCCACCGCCGCUGCCGACGCCGGCCACCGCCACGCCGGUGCUCACCGUACUCCAGUACCAGCGGCCGCGUACUUACACCAGUACGGGAGUGGCCCUGUCGUUGCCGCCCAAGAAGAAGGACAUUUACCGGCCCUAUUCGCUGGACGAUCACAAGCCAAUAAAGUGGCCGCGGCCCGAAGAGGACAUAAGCGCCGCUCAAGCCAUACUCGACCUGAGCGCAUCGACGCCAGUGGUCGUUUGCCGGCCGCCGCCACCGCCGCCGCCGCCUCAACAACUGCAACCACCGCCACCGCCGCCAGCCACUCAACAACUUCUGCAACCACUGCCGCCGCCAACUGCUCCUCUCCAACAACUAACACCGCCACAACAACAACAACAACAGCAGCAGCAGCAAGUAGUGCACGUCAUACCGGUGGCCGUCAAACAGCAGCCGGCCGAACAACUGCAGCAACUGCGCCCGCCGCCGCCGGCCAUCGCGUUGCCGGUUCCGACCUCCGCGGCCACCAGCAAAACGGUCGCGUACACGUACGAGGCGUUUUUCGUCAGUGACGGCCGGUCGAAACGCAAGUCUUCGGCGGCCGCUGCAGCCGCCGCCGCCGCCGCGUCAUCUUCGUCGGCCUCGGCGGCCUCGUCGGCGUCCGGCGACGAGUGCGUCGUCGGCGACAAGUCAUCCGGCGGCGUGGCGGCCGCCGUCGGCGCCGACUUUAGCGCCACGUCGCCCGGCCGACCGUCCAAGUACACGUGCUCCGAGUGCGGCAAACGGUACGCCACGUCGUCGAACCUGUCCCGGCACAAGCAGACCCACCGCAGCCUGGACUCGCAGUCGGCCAAGCGGUGCAACGUGUGCGGAAAACCGUACGUCAGCAUGCCCGCGCUCGCGAUGCACCAGCUGACGCACAAACUGACGCAUGCGUGCGACGUGUGCGGAAAGAUGUUCAGCCGGCCGUGGCUGCUGCAGGGCCAUCUCCGGUCGCACACGGGCGAGAAGCCGUACGGGUGCGCGCAUUGCGGCAAAGCUUUUGCCGACCGCUCGAACCUGCGCGCGCACAUGCAGACCCACUCCGGUGACAAAAACUUUGCUUGCCCGCGGUGCUUCAAGUCGUUCGCUCUAAAGUCAUACCUGAACAAGCACCUGGAGUCAGCCUGUCUGCCCGUCGCCACCGCCGCGCCCUCGUCUCCCUCAUCACUGACGUCGUCGUCAGUGUCAUCGUCGUCGGCGUCGUCGUCGUCGUCGUCGUCUUCGUCGUCUUCGUCGUCGUCGUCGUCGUCAUCGUCGUCGGCCGCCGCCGCCACUGCAGCACAGUCACCAUCGCACCAACCACAUCACCCGCCUGCACACUUGCAUCAUCACCAACAGCAGCAACACCAUCACCAUCACACGACUGCCGCCGAAAUCACCAAUCUCAACUUGUUGCGUCCAACGGUACUGCACACUGCCUGAACCGGCGCGCAUGCGUGUCGGAAAUCCUGGUCAUUAUUGUAAUUUUUUUUUUUUACCAUAUUAUUUUUAUUAUUUUCAUAACAUUAUAUUAUUAUCUAUUCUGGUCGUACGUCAUAGUCAAUUUUUUCGGAAAUCUUUAAAAUCUAGUUCAUUUUAUUAUUAAACGGUUAGGGGUGGGUAUACAUUAUCUUAGUAUUAUUAUAUUAUUUUCACAUACAGACACUAGUCACGAGUUUCUAGUCAAUUUCUUUUCCCGCAAAUAAUAUUUAUAUGUUUAUAUUAUAUAUACCUAUGUAUAUUUUUUUUUAUUUAUAGUAACAACAUUUCAAUUCAUAAAUUUAAUAUUCUAUCGGUUUAAGUUUUUCUUUUCUUUUCUUUUUUCAUUCGCGAAAAGGGGCGUGCAAUAGCGUGUUUUGUUUUGUUUCGGCGUUACAAAGUCAAUUUUAUUUGAAUAUAUUAUUACUAUUAUUAUUAUUAUUAUUAUUAUUAUUAUUAUUAUUACUAUUUUAUUUUUAAUCAUAUCAUAUUUUUUUUUUCAUCAAGCGGACAUUAUAUUUGCAUGAAAUCUCACAUUAUUAUUAUAGCCUCUAAAUAGUCUUGAAGUUAAAUACAAAUGUGCGGUUGGUUCCUAACCUUGCCCAACCCUGUGUACAGUAUAUAGUAAUAUUUGCCAGCGGUUGAUUAAUGCGUAUAUACAUAUUAUUAUUUGUAAGCAAUGUGUAUUAUUUAAACACGUUGAAGUGUGCGGUUUUGUUCUUUUUAUAUAUAUAUGUUACAUUGUAUUAUAAUUUUAAUUCUUUUUAAUUUUAAUUGGAUGUAUACACGAGUAUAUGUCAGAGUGUGUGGUCUAGUCAUUUAGAUUAAGUAGAGUUACCACGGGAGUGGUAUGAACUAUAAUAAAAUAUAUAAGAGAAUGCGAUCUCAAAAAAAAAAUUUAAAAAAA
This is a messenger RNA of Myzus persicae (green peach aphid), 3307 nucleotides long. Its product is annotated as zinc finger protein 628-like. The transcript is spliced from 2 exons. Gene Ontology annotation, cellular component: nucleus. The coding region runs from base 535 to 2364 and encodes 609 amino acids. Lineage: Eukaryota; Metazoa; Arthropoda; Insecta; Hemiptera; Aphididae. The record is from RefSeq and is a predicted model, not a curated record.